ACAUUUGUUGCUUUGUAUUGUAUCUGUACACAUGCAUUCCUGUCUCAAGUUGUGUUUACCACUUAAUCACAUGAAUCUAACCAAGGCAAACUUGGUGAUAUUGGUGUGAUUUAAUGUGUUCUUACUGGUGUAAGGGUAUUACAUUCUACAUUCUACAAAUUCUACAUUUUCAUUAUAAUACAAGCUUUGAAAAAGAAAGUACAAAAUGGUGACAGACAGUGGUUGUUGACAGCCUUGCCUUAUAUACCGUACUAACUUUAUUGCUCUCAAUACAACUGAACACUGUGCGUUUUCCACUAGAGGCCAGCAUAGGAACAAAUCCCUCAGUAUCCUAUAAUUUGGCAGGACUGAUCAGACAUUAAGUUGUUGGUGUUAUAGUAUUUUUUGUUUUUACUUGUUACCGUAUGUCCAUGACAUUCAUCAUUUCUUUUCACACUCUUAAAUAUAAAAAAUAUGUAGUUACAGCUAAAGUUGCUCCUGAGUUGUAAUAGCUGUUUGGACUUUUAAUUUCUCUGGGCCAAAUGGUUUGCUGUUACUCUGACAACAUCAACUGUGUUCACAACUACUAUCAGGAAACUUGGCACCGAGAACCUGCACAGUAACAACAUGGAGCCAAGAGAGGAGGAGCAAGAAAUGGAGAAGGAGGAGAAGGACAUUUACAUUCCCAGGUCACCUCCCAGGAAUGCUCAUGGCACAGAUGCAGUCUCGGGGAACCCCACAUUAGCUGCUGAUGAGAGACCAGCCCCGCCCAGCAGCCUGGCUCUGACGGGGCCCCGACCCAGGAAGAAGCGCCUGGUGGCCCCCGCCCUAAGUCUGACGCUGGAUCACAGUGACUCGGUGGUGUCCGACGACUAUGCCACAGCUGCCCUCUCUCCUUCCCCUGAUGACGAUGACUUGGGGCUGGACAUUGACUUGGAUGCCAUGGAAACGCCUUCGGACAGCGAGUCCCUCCACUUUCCAGUGCAGGACAUGGAUUUGGAGGAUGACCUGCUUCGUCUGGGAGUGGCAUCACGUUUCCAUAAGGCCCGUGGGUCAGUACCAGAGCAGAUGGGUGUGGGUUCUCUUGAUCAAGACCAGGUAGAUAGCCAGGGCACUAGGUGGCGCCGGUUCCGCACGGGAGACCCGCUUCAGGAGAGUCUGGUCAACAUGAGUGUAUUGGAGCCUUACCUUCGAGUCUUGUCACAUGGGGGUUACUAUGGAGAUGGGUCUAAUGACAUCAUUGUGUUCUCGUCCUGCUAUCUCCCUGAAAACACCAUGGAGAACUACCAGCAUGUCAUGGACAACCUGUUCAGGUACGUUGUGGGAACGUUGGACCUGAUGGUGGCGGAGAACUACGUCAUUGUGUACCUGUGUGCCAUGGCCCAGCGCAACAAGCUCCCCACCAUUGGCUGGCUCAGAGAGUGUUACACUACCAUUGACAGAAGGUUGAGGAAGAAUCUGAAAGGUCUAUACAUCGUCCACCCGACCUGGUACAUCAAGGCCCUGAUCACCAUCAUCAAGCCCUUCAUCAGCUCCAAAUUCAGUCGCAAGCUUCAGUUUAUCGACAGCCUUUGGGAGCUGUCCCAGCACAUCCCUGUUGAGCUUGUGCAGAUCCCCGACUGCGUCAGACAGUUUGACGAGAAUAUGAACAGCUGACACGCUCAAAAUGUUGAUCUGGACCACAGUGUAAGGUACAUGAAGCCAAAACAGUGGACUACAAAGGCUCAAAUCUGGCAACCAAUGACUUGACACUGAGGAUGAACCUGGCUGCCCAAUCUAACAUAAGUUGUCCUAUGAGACAACUUUAACCAAAGUAUCUGUUGAAGGACCACAAGUAGAUACAGUGAGCUCCAAAAGUAUUGGGACUGUAACCACGUUUCCAUCCACAGUUUUUAUGCGAUUAAAGUCAUACCAUAUUUUUAAAAAUGACAGUUGAUGGAAACAGGAAGUUUCGGUACAAUUUUAUAAAUGCCGACAGAUAAUUUGUUCGUUCGACCUGGUGGGAUAUU
Coregonus clupeaformis (lake whitefish) is the source of this 1988-nucleotide messenger RNA. Its product is annotated as BCL2/adenovirus E1B 19 kDa protein-interacting protein 2. The record is from RefSeq and is a predicted model, not a curated record. Gene Ontology annotation, cellular component: cytoplasm. The transcript has 9 exons. NCBI's taxonomy places the organism in Eukaryota, Metazoa, Chordata, Actinopteri, Salmoniformes, Salmonidae. Gene Ontology annotation, biological process: apoptotic process. The coding region runs from base 607 to 1635 and encodes 342 amino acids.